UGCAUACAUUGUGUAAGUUGAUUAACUUUGAAACAAAGCUAUUCAGUUAAAAGAAAAUAAAAUAAUUCAUAUUAAUUGACAAUGAAGCUUGUUUUACUCAUAAUUAUCAGUUUGGCACUUUUAUCCAGUACGUCAUCGAGUCGUACCUAUCGUUCUACUGACUAUGGUUCAUCACGUAUGCGCAUCAUUAAUGCACCUUCAAAUCAGGUUCCAUUAUCAUGUCCAGGACCACCAGGACCUAUAGGUCCACAAGGACCUCCAGGACCACCAGGACUACCAGGACCAAGGGGACCACCAGGAACACCUGGACCUCAAGGACCACCAGGAGCAAGAGGACCACCAGGACCACGAGGCCCACCAGGACCACCAGGACCACGAGGACCACCAGGACCAUUAGGACCACCAGGAUCGUCAGGAAAGCUUGUUUUACUCAUAAUUAUCAGUUUGGCCCUUUUAUCCAGUACGUCAUCAAGUCGUACCUAUCGUUCUACUGACUAUGGUUCAUCACGUAUGGGCAUCAUUAAUGAGCCUUCAAAUCAGGUUCCAUUAUCAUAUCCAGGACCACCAGGACCUAUAAGCCCACAAGGACCACCAGGACUACCAGCACCAAGGGGACCACCAGGACCACCAGGACCUCAAGGACCACCAGGACCUGAAGGACCACCAGGACCACAAGGACCACGAGGACCACCAGGACCACAAGGACCACGAGGACCACCAGGACCACCAGGACCUCAAGGACCACCAGGGCCAUUAGGACCACAAGGACCACGAGGACUACCAGGACCACCAGGACCUGAAGGACCACCAGGACCAUUAGGACCACAAGGACCACGAGGACCACCAGGACCACCAGGACCAUUAGGACCACCAGGAUCGUCAGGAUAAUUUUAAGCUCGAUUUCUGCACUCUAUGUAUUCUCUAUAUUAAUACAUAAAAGUAGUCAUAUUAAGCAAUAUUAAUUGGGUAUUAUCCAUAAUAACGACUAGAUCAAUAUUUGAUUGACUCAGUGAAUAGUUUUAAGA
Molecule: messenger RNA, 1025 nt
Organism: Chrysoperla carnea
Lineage: Eukaryota; Metazoa; Arthropoda; Insecta; Neuroptera; Chrysopidae
Product: collagen alpha-1(XVII) chain-like
Exons: 5
Coding region: 82-888 (268 amino acids)
Source: RefSeq, a predicted model, not a curated record